AGUGACAAAUUCUAGCGCAUGCCAGCUAAUCACCCUCAUAAAACUACGCCAAUUCCUCCAGCUAAUCACCACCAUUAGACCGCAAUUUAAGAAUCUCCAAAAAAAAAAUCAUUUUCCCAAUCUCUGUCUCUCUUUCGCAGACUUGGUUUCAUUUCAAGCACAACGCAGUUUUUAUUAUUAUUUUCGAUUGCUCAAAUGUAGAGUUGAGCUCGCAGAGAGAAACAAGAACGAAGGCUUUCUUCUCUUCCACCUUACAAUCUGCCAACGCAGAAGAGGGAGUGAGAUUUAUCAGAGAGAGAGAGAUUCGGUGGCACCCGACGACCCGAGCACCCAUGUCUUCGGGCUAUAACAGUCCGGCUCGGAGCCCCGGGAGUUCGAGGCUUCAGUUGGGUGGUGGAGGUGGAGGAGUCGCCAGGUUGAGAUCUUCGUCGCUGAAGAAGCCCCCUGAGCCGCUGCGCCGAGCUGUAGCCGAUUGCCUAUCGUCCUCCGCGGCUAGCUCCCACCAUGCCAGCACUUCCUCCACUGUGCUCCUCUCCGAAGCUUCUAGAAUUCUUCGGGACUAUCUGGCAGCCCCUUCGACGAUGGACUUGUCUUACAAUGUGAUUUUAGAACAUACCAUUGCUGAGAGGGAGCGCAGCCCAGCAGUUGUUGCAAGGUGCGUGGCACUUUUGAAACGUUACCUUUUAAGGUACAAACCUAGUGAAGAGACAUUACUGCAGAUAGAUCGGUUUUGUGUAAACACCAUUGCUGAAUGCGACAUUGGUCCAAACCGGAGAUUGUCUCCAUGGUCACAAUCAUUUGCAUCCACAACAUCAACAGCAUCAACAACAUCUACAAAUAUUGUUCCUUUGUCUGUACCUAGUUUUGCUUCUGGGGCGCUUGUGAAGUCAUUGAACUAUGUGCGCUCUCUAGUGUCUCAACAUCUUCCAAGGCGGUCAUUCCAUCCGGCUGCUUUCUCUGGAGCCCUCUCUACAACUAGACAGUCUCUUCCGAGUUUGUCUUCUUUGUUGAGUAGAUCCUUUAAUGCGCAACUAAGCCCUGCACAUAGUGAACCUUUGGAGAAUAAAGAUGUCACAACUAUGUCUAUUUUGAACUUAUCAAACAUUGAAAAGGUUGAUGGAAUGGGAGAUCUUGAAUACUUUGCACUUGACGUUCUCAAGUGGCGUUGGCUUGGGGAACAGCAGUCAUCAUUCUUGGCGACUGACAGUGAUCGUAUUGUAAAUCACCAAGACAUGAGAACACAUAAUCUACUAGAAGUAGGUGCAGCAGCUCUACUUGUUGGAGAUAAGGAUGCUAAAAUGAAAGGUCAAGCUUGGAAGUAUUUUGGAACUGCUGGUAUGCCUUAUCUGGAUCAACUGUUGCAACCUUCACCAGUAACAACAAUUACUGAUUCUGCCGCUGCGCGUUCCCACUUGAGAGCAAUAACAGCAUCUAAGCGCACUAAAUCCGGCCCUCGUCAAAUAUGGGAUGAUUCUCCGGCAAGCACAUUUCGUCCACGGGCUAAGCCGCUAUUCCAGUAUCGUCACUAUAGUGAACAACAACCGUUGCGGUUGAAUCCUGCUGAGGUUUGUGAGGUCAUUGCUGCAGUUUGCUCUGAGUCAUCUUCGCAGAAUGCUAAUGUGAUGACAGGAUCAUCUAGAUUAAAUAAUAACUAUGGAAAGCCGUCGAUGGAUGCUGCAGUGAGCGUCCUUAUCAAACUUGUUAUUGACAUGUAUGUUUUGGAUUCUGGAACUGCUGCACCUCUCACUCUGUCUAUGCUCGAGGAAAUGCUUAAUUCUCCAAGAACAACAUGUAGGGUUCGUGCUUUUGAUUUGAUUUUGAACCUUGGAGUUCAUGCUCAUUUAUUAGAGCCAAUGGUGACCGAUAACGCUUCCACGAUUGAAGAAGAGUAUUCUCAAGACUCAUAUUUUGACAGUGAAGCUAAGCUUGCAACACAAGGCAUGAGAAGAUCAGAUUCUGUUCUGAUGGGCACUUCCUCAGCUAUUCAUAAUUUUGAAUCUUGGAUUUUAAAUAUUUUAUAUGAGAUAUUGCUUCUUCUUGUUCAGAUAGAAGAGAACGAAGAAUCUGUCUGGGCUUCUGCUCUUAGCUGUUUGCUUUAUUUUGUCUGUGAUAGAGGCAAAAUCUUGAGAAACCGGAUAAAUGGCCUUGACAUAAGGGUUAUUAAGGCACUACUAGAAAUUAGCAGGAAGCAUUCUUGGGCCGAAGUAGUUCAUUGCAAGCUUAUUAGCAUGUUAGCAAACAUGUUUUAUCAAGUACCUGAAGGAACCAACAAGGCUGUUUCAAGUACCCAAUUGUUUCUGGUGGAGCAAGUUGAUCUGAUUGGUGGAAUAGAGUUUAUUUUUCUUGAGUAUUCACUUGCAAAAUCAAGGGAGGAAAGGAGAAAUCUCUUUUUGGUGCUUUUUGACCAUGCCUUGCAUCAAAUAAAUGAAAUAUGCAUAGCUACCGGAGUCACUGAGUAUAGUGAUGAUGAGAUUCAGCCUCUUGUUGCCCUGCUCAAUCUGGCUGAUGCGCCCGAAGCUUUUUAUAUAUCUGUUAAGCUUGGGUUGGUAGGCAUCGGGGAAAUUUUGAGGAGUUCUAUUUCUGAUGCAUUGUCUAGAUAUCCAAACAGUGAACGGCUAAAUAUGCUGUUGGACAGUGUGAUGGACAAACUUGGUGCAACAAUAAGUUCAUUUACUCAUUUGGACACGGAGUUCUCACAUAUGAUGCAGAUAACCAAAUCUUACAAGUCUCUGGAUAGCAUUGAAGGGGCUGUUCUGAGAAAUGGUGCUGGCAUGAAAGCAAAGCUCUCAUGGGCCAUUUUACAUUCCCUUCUUCAUUCAGAAAGAACUACUUACCAUCGGAAUGGGUAUGUCUGGUUAAGUGACCUGCUUAUUGCAGAAAUUAGUGAGGAAAGGAAUACAAGCAUAUGGUCAAAUAUCAAAAGCAUGCAGCAGAAAAUUGCCCAUGCUGGUGUUCAUGAUUCUGCAGUUGCUUCCGAUGUUCCUUUGCCCAUUUGGCUUAUGUGUGGGCUUUUGAAGUCAAAGCACAACUCAAUCAGAUGGGGCUUUUUGUAUGUUCUUGAAAGGCUUCUCAUGAGGUGUAAAAUUUUGUUAAAUGAAAAUAAAAUCCAGCAAUCACUUGGAAGUGAUAUUGGCAAUAUACGCAAAGAUAGCCGUCUUGAGAAAGCUAAUGCAGUGAUAGACAUCAUGAGUAGUGCCUUGUCCUUGGUUUUUCAGAUAAACGAAACAGAUCGCAUCAAUAUAUUGAAGAUGUGUGACAUCCUAUUCUCUCAAUUGUGCUUGAGAGUUCCUCUAGCAAAUGCAACAGAGUUUGGAGAUGAUUCACAGCUUGGUAGGGUUCUUAGUUCCAUGGAGGGAAAUAAAAAAGUUGAUGAGAAAGAAAAUUCUGACCAGGAUGUCCGUAUGGAAGAAGCCAGUGGCAGACCUGUCCACAGUAAUAACAAUCGUCUUGAUCAUGAGACAGAAUCAAUGGCAGCACUGCUUCUUCGAGGACAUGCCAUAGUUCCCAUGCAAUUGGUUACACGUGUUCCAGCUGCUUUGUUCUAUUGGCCAUUGAUUCAACUUGCUGGUGCAGCAACGGACAACAUUGCAUUGGGUAUAGCUGUUGGAAGCGAAGGAAGAGGGAACCUUCCUGGUGCCACAUCUGACAUACGAGCUACCCUUCUGUUACUUCUAAUUGGUAAAUGUACUGCAGAUCCUGCUGCUUUCCAGGAUGUUGGUGGGGAACAAUUUUUUAGGGUACUCUUGGAUGAUACAGACUCGAGGGUGGCAUAUUACUCUUCAGCUUUUCUUCUGAAGCGGAUGAUGACAGAAAAACCUGAAAAGUACCAACACAUGCUUCAGAAUCUUGUCGUUAGAGCUCAGCAGAGCAACAAUGAAAAGCUGUUGGAAAAUCCAUAUCUUCAUAUGCGUGGAAUACUGCAGCUGGCGAACGAUCUUGGAACUGAGUUGUAAUCUGGUGAUGCAGAUUUGUAGAUGUUGCCCUUGACUUGUAGAAGAGUGCUUCCAAGCACAGAGCUUUGUCCCACCUCUAUGAUGCUUAUGCUAUUCUUCAACUGGGAUAAGCUUAAUUUUGUAAGCAUACAUGAAACUCUUCGGAAUAUGAUUUCUGAAGGUACUUCAAGUGGCUAAGAAAUGGAGUUGAAGACAAAAUUUUGCAGUUCUGACAAAAAAUAGUAAAGACAGAGGGUAGGAGAUGUAUUCACUUUUUGGAUAAUGCUGGAAAGUCUUUCCUACAGGACACAAUGCUCCAACAUCAGCAAUCAGUGCCUUGUGGUUGUCUUUCUCAGAUUAUUAGAAAAUGCUGAGACAGAUUGAUAUCUACUUCUCAAAUCUUCCUCUCCAUAUUGUACAAUUAUGUAGUCAAUUGUUGGGGGGCGCCUUUGUUUUGUAAAAUAUAUGAAGUUCAUGUUCAGCUGAAGGAUUAUGACUGGGGACUCGUAAGAAAAGAAGUUACGAAGAGCGCAAGUCGUUCAAGAAAAUUUUGGAAAUGCUUAAUUUUUCUUCUGCCUUUCGUUCUGCCAUUGGACAUUGCGAUUCAUGGGCCUAACAUGUAGGCAUAUCACCAGUGCAGUUAGUGUGCAUUACGAUGCCAAGAGACCUUAUGGGAAACUUUUGGAAAAUAUACUGUACAGAAUCAAGAUUUCCAUUUCCUCAAAGCCUUCAUUAUGUUUUUGUAAUUCCUGAAGGCGAUCUUGAUGCUGGCUUUUAUGAAAGGCGUACAUGGGUAAUAAUUUUUUUUUUCUUUUUACAUUUGUUAACUCAUAGAGGUUCCAUCAACCCGACAGCAACGAGAAGAGAAUCGAUCUUUGUAUGUCUAGUGGACUGGAUACCAAGGUAUUAGAGGGUAAGAUUGGAUGCUAGGCCCUCGAAUUCCAUUAUUAGGGGCAUUACUGGGUGUCUGUUUUUUCAGGGCAUCCUAAAAUGUGCCUGCUAUGAUUUUUGGAUAUUCAGGUUUAUUUUUGACAUUGUAAAUAUGUGAUUUUUUUCCCCUUUGUUUCCUUCGACUAAUUGAUGAUUGUUGUAAAAUGGCUGUAGAGAAAUUUAGCUUUUUGGCAUGGCUGUUGAGAAAUUUUGUUUUUCAUGUAUGACAUCCAAGCGAUUGAUUUCUGAGA
Prunus avium (sweet cherry) is the source of this 5113-nucleotide messenger RNA. RefSeq lists its product as uncharacterized. The record is from RefSeq and is a predicted model, not a curated record. NCBI's taxonomy places the organism in Eukaryota, Viridiplantae, Streptophyta, Magnoliopsida, Rosales, Rosaceae.